Molecule: messenger RNA, 965 nt
Organism: Neocloeon triangulifer
Lineage: Eukaryota; Metazoa; Arthropoda; Insecta; Ephemeroptera; Baetidae
Product: methyl-CpG-binding domain protein 4-like
Exons: 3
Coding region: 1-738 (245 amino acids)
Biological process (GO): base-excision repair
Cellular component (GO): nucleus
Molecular function (GO): catalytic activity; DNA binding
Source: RefSeq, a predicted model, not a curated record
AUGUUGAAGAAGAAGGCAGUUUUUCCACCAAGACCGGAAACAAGAGCUGCUGAAAAACUGGAGCGAAGUGACGAAAUUUGUGGAGACGAGCCGUCAGAUCGAGCAACUGCAGACUCGACUGAAAGUCGAAGUGGAAGAGCUGCAGACGAGGGAGCAGGAGCUGCGUCAGAUGGCCGAGGAAAUCAAACACCAGGCCAUGAGUGCUCUCAAGAGAAGCUCAAAAGACUGAAAACCAGCAGAUACUUCAAGAAUCAAGCCUCGGGACCAAGCAAGCCCAAGUCGGCACUCGACAUCAUCAAAUCUUCAAGGUGGGUGCCUCCCAGAUCCCCAUACGACUUGAUUCAAGAAAAACUCUAUCACGACCCUUGGAAACUUUUGAUCGCCACAAUUUUUCUCAACAAAACUCGUGGCUCAGUGGCCUGUCCCAUGGUUUGGCAGUUCUUCGAAAGGUGGCCUGACCCUGAGAGUGCUUACGAGGCUGACAAAAAGGAGAUGGCCGAGUUCCUCAGACCACUUGGUCUCUUCAAUCGGCGUGCAGGCCAAAUCAUUCGCUUCUCCCACGAUUACAGGCACAAGGCGUGGGUUUACCCAAUCGAGUUGCACGGCAUCAACAAGUAUGGCAAUGAUUCCUUCAGGAUCUUCUGCAGAAACGAAUGGCGAGACGUGCAGCCAGACGAUUACAUGCUGAAUUAUUACCACAAUUGGCUCAAGGAGAAUGCUGAAAGGUUAGGUGUUUGAAUUAUUCAAAUUUAAUAUGCUUUUAUGUAAAAUUUUCAUAAAUUACUAAUUUUAUUUUGGUCAGGACAUUAAGUUUAAAGUUUUGAAUGUUUUUGGAAAAUAAUUUCACACUGUGAUCCUCGUAGGAUUUUUGAUAUUUAUCAUUUUGUCAUGGAAUUCAAAGCUUUGGCACAGAUGUUAUAUAAAACGUGAUUUAGAUUAAUAUAAAUUCUUGCACUUUGCUGAAA